GGCUUCGUUCCGGCAUACAAGUGGUUUGCUGAACAUUUUUCGUUCCUUGUACAUAUAGUUUAUCCAGCAAAGUUUAGGUGUAAACAGUUUGGUCGACGUGUAAAUUAAUGAAUAAGUGGACCUAAGUUUUAGUGUAAAAUCAACAUUAAGCGAAAGAUAGUGUUUGGGGAGCGUGCGCGUGUGACAUGUUAGCAUGGCUUCAUCGCAUCUCCAAAUCCGCCCGCCAAUGGGUCUCCUGACGACGGUGGCCGAUUUGCCACCAAGUUAUAAAGCGCAGUACAUCAGUGUCCCAAUCAAACUUACCACCGAUUCACCGCUGGAUUUGACGGUGAAGCAAAGCUUCGUGGGUGCAAUCACACCUCCGCUAACGCCAUCGCCGUUGAAGAAACGCUACCGGGAGGAUAACGACGAAAAUCGUGAUGGGAACCAGGCUAAACAGAUUAAACUCGAAUUGAAGGUGGAAGGGAAAAAGGAAGCCACGCCAGUGAAACCUGUAAAGGUGAACGUGGCUCCAAAGAGUUCCAAAAACCCUCCACCCGUGGCUCCUGUUUCGAAAGAACGCCGUACAAAAGCAUCCAGAAAGUUGAAGUUUGACGAGGAGACGGCUUCGCCGGUAUCCGGCACAGUUAUCAUCUCGAUAGAAGAUGUUAUUAACAGUGAUAUACCCCGGGAAUCCGGCGAUAUUGAUCCUCAGUUCAAUUUGGUGGAAAUAUCUGACGAGGUGCGCGCAGAAUUAGCCACUAUUCCAAAUGUAAUUGGUGCCUAUAAUUGCAAACUUUGUCGGCUCGAAUUUGAAGAUGCAUUUGGACUAGCCCAGCAUCGUUGUGCUUGCAUUGUACUUCUUGAAUACCGCUGUCCGGAAUGCAGUAAGCGGUUCAACUGUCCAGCUAACUUGGCAUCCCAUCGUCGAUGGCAUAAGCCCCGUGAUCAGGUCGCUAAAAAAGGUGAGAGCGACAAACUCAGUGAGGAUUCAGAAUGUAAAUAUCGUUGCGAACAAUGCAACAAAACGUUUAAACGUCCAGCCUAUCUGAAGAAGCAUCUGUUAACGCAUAACAAGUCUAAAAAUAAAUCGAAACAUAAUCAGCUAAGUGCCGAAACCGAAACAAACGCAACAAUCAACUCAGCCACAAACUAUCAUAACAGUGGUGACGAAUCAAAUCACUCUGGAGACAGCGGCAACACAGUCUACGUAAAUCGUGUAACCGAAAUACCGGAAAGCCUGUUUACUGUAGUGGCUAGUGAACCACCCCUUCAACCUGAUAUUGUGCAUUACAAUUACCACUCAAACUCUGGAACAUCGCAACAGUCUUCAACCACCGAACAUAGCGAAGUGGAGGAAGAUGAUGACUACGAGGAGCGUGCCUUGGUAAUAAACGAAGACUAUCAGGAUGAAAUAGAAGAAAUUCGCUCAACCUAUUGUGACCGCUUCACGGAGGAGGAAAACAUUGCCGCAGCAGCACUGGCUCAUCUGCGCAAUGGACCAUCGGUGAUUCGACACACAACUGCUUUAGUUGUCUAAGGAACGUAUACUCGUAAGUCGCCUCUUAUUAGAUGCUUAAGUUCUAUUUUCAAGGUAAACGGUGCUCUACUUCACAAUUCGUCUCGUAUAUAAGCUCUGUAAAUUUUAGCAACAAAAAAUCAGCUUCACACCAAAUAAGACUUAUAUAGGCUACUAAUUACUUUAUGAAAAUAACUGGAGCAAAGCUCACAUAGAUUUAAGCCUCUCGUUUUGACGGAAUAAUUCCUGCUCUUUGAAAUCUAUUUACUUUACAUUUAACGCUGUCCUACUCUAUGCGCUAUCUAUGCUCAAUGCGUUUUUCUCUUUUUUCUGUUCAUGUUUGAAAAUUAUUUUCUAAAUUAACGCAGGAACUUUCGUCCUCCAAACUUGUGUACAUUCGGUUUAAAAUUUUGCAAAAAUUUUAAAUUCACCCAAAGAUGAGUAUCCAUCUAGUCAUUCCCUAACAUUAAGAUUACUUAAUAUAAAGAGCUUAAUAAUAUAUUAACAUUAUUUAUUUGAGACCCUCAUCUCACUACCCAUGUUGAAUCUUUCACAUGAGAACUAUUUCUAGAAAUUUUAGAAAUAAAAUCUCAAACUUGUACAGACACACACACACUAAGAAGACAGAAAGUCAUGUAAGACAAAAUAUUAGUGAGAUUUUUUUUUUGCAUCCGAUCUUAGUUUCGUUGGAACACUACUUUUACAGUAUGCUUUAAGAAUGAUAAAAGCACUAGCGCAGGUUCGGGUUGGCUUUUGCAAUCAAGUGGAAGUUUGUGCCAUAUUACCAUAAAAAACAACGCAAAAUCGAUGCUUAAUAAUGUAGGUUUGUAUACAAGGAGCCUUUCAGCGAGUAGAAUCUAGUCGAUUGCCCUCAAAGCAAAAUGCAAGUCAAAUAAUAUCUAGUCUGAUGCGUAAAGCGAUUCUAAAUCUAGUCAUACACCUCGAUGAAAUUGUUUCAUUCAUUCGAGCGAGAUAGAGAAGCCAAAGUCAGGGUAGAUUAUAAAAUCUAGUCGUGAGUUUUCUGGUCAUUUUUUACUAUUCUAGUCACACCAAUUAGAAGCGAAUGAACUUUUAGUUCAAAGUCUCUAUGAUAAAAAGAAGAAGAAAGGUAGUCACGUCAAACCAAAUGUAUAAUAUAGAUGUAUGUGUAAUUAAGUCGGCUUUCCUUUGAUCUCAUAACAAAAUCUAAAUUGUAAUCUAUUUUUUUUUUCAAAAAUCAUCACUACCUAGUCCCUUAAAAAGCUCUAAGUAUUUUCACCCAAAAACUAGUCCCAAACAUCGAACUUAAUUUAAGUUAAUUUAUUUUAUUUUAUUUAUGUACAUAUAAACAAAUAAUCCACUGCUACAGAAGAGUUCUAUUUGUAAUAAUUAAUGAUUCGAAAAUGUAAUCUAAAUAUUUACGUACAAAUAUAAUUUAAAUAUUUAUUUAUUAUUGAACUUAGAUCGUAACAUACAAAGUAAACGCUGAAAAGAAGUAGAGCACCGCUCGUCAAAUUGUAAAACACGAACAAUCAUAAUCGCUUAGUACUAUAGGAUAUACAAUUGUAACCGAACGGCAGACUAACAGGUACAGUAGAACGUUACAAUGUAAUAACGAAUGAAAUGUGAUAUUAGAUGAGUAAGUUUUUGCAAAAAGGCGAAUCUUUACACUCGUAUUCAUGUUUCAACUUUUUAUCGCGAGAGAACAGUUUCAUAUGCGUUUGAAAUAAAUUUUAAGAAUAGUUGUAAAAUGACACAAAAAAAAGUAUUUUGUACUAUUUAAAGCCUAAGAGUUUGAAAUAAAUUGUUUAUUGACACAAAAACGGAAAAACAAUCUCUUUUAAUUCACCCU
This is a messenger RNA of Toxorhynchites rutilus septentrionalis, 3329 nucleotides long. RefSeq names its product protein krueppel (gene nerfin-1). Gene Ontology annotation, biological process: neuron differentiation; regulation of cell cycle process; negative regulation of transcription by RNA polymerase II. Gene Ontology annotation, molecular function: DNA-binding transcription repressor activity, RNA polymerase II-specific; RNA polymerase II cis-regulatory region sequence-specific DNA binding. Gene Ontology annotation, cellular component: transcription repressor complex; nucleus. NCBI's taxonomy places the organism in Eukaryota, Metazoa, Arthropoda, Insecta, Diptera, Culicidae. The transcript has a single exon. The record is from RefSeq and is a predicted model, not a curated record. The coding region runs from base 194 to 1519 and encodes 441 amino acids.